GUUUAUCAAGAGUUACAAGAAAUUUGGUGGCCCACUUGAAAGGUUAGAUGCUGUAGCUAGAGAUGCUGAGCUAGUUGAUAAAUCUGAGACAGACCUUAGACGUCUGGGAGAACUUGUACAUAAUGGAUGCAUUAAGGCUUUAAAGGACAAUUCCUUUGGACAAGAAAGAGCAGGUAAACUUGGGAAAGUUAAAGGCCCGACAUUCCGAAUAUCAGGAGUGCAGGUGAAUGCAAAGCUAGUAAUCUCUCAUGAAGAAGAGUUGGCACCAUUGCACAAAUCCAUUCCUUCAGAUCCAGAAGAAAGGAAAAGAUAUGUCAUCCCAUGCCACACCAAGGCAGCUCAUUUUGAUAUAGAUUGGGGUAAGGAAGAUGAUUCCAAUCUGUUAAUAGGUAUCUAUGAAUAUGGCUAUGGCAGCUGGGAAAUGAUAAAAAUGGAUCCUGAUCUCAAUUUGACACAGAAGAUUUUACCUGAUGAUCCAGAUAAGAAACCCCAGGCCAAGCAGUUACAGACCCGUGCAGAUUACCUCAUUAAAUUACUGAAUAAAGACCUUGCAAGAAAAGAAGCACAAAGACUUACUGGUGCAGGCAAUUCAAAGAGGAAGAAAACAAGAACUAAGAAGAAUAGAGCAACAAAGGCUGCAAAAAUUAAAGAAGAAAUAAAAAGUGACUCCUCAUCACCACCCUCAGAAAAAUCUGAUGAAGAUGAUGAGAAUAAUGAGGAUGAGAUUAUUUCAGUGAAACAUCCACAUAAAAAAAUAAAAGCAGAAAAAGAAAAUGAAGAAAAGCCUGAGCCAGAUAUUGGUAUAAAGAAGGAAGCUGAAGAAAAGAGAGAGACAAAAGAAAAUAAGAGGGAUUUGAAAAGGGAGAAAAAAGAAAAAGAGGAUAAGAAAGAAUUAAAAAAUAUUAAAGAAAAGAGAGAAAACAAAGUAAAAGAAUCCACACAGAAAGAAAAAGAAAUAAAGGAAGAAAAGGUAAAUGAAAUCAAAUCUGAAAAUAAAGAAAAAAAUAAAAAAGUUUCAUUGUUGGAUAUUCCAGUUCAUAUUACUGCAACUAGUGAACCAGUUCCUAUAUCUGAAGAAUCUGAAGAACUGGAUCAGAAGACAUUCAGUGUGUGCAAAGAAAGAAUGAGGCCUGUCAAAGCAGCAUUGAAACAACUGGAUAGACCAGAGAAAGGCCUUUCUGAAAGGGAACAGCUGGAGCAUACUAGACAGUGCUUAAUCAAAAUUGGGGACCACAUUACUGAAUGUCUAAAGGAGUACGCAAAUCCUGAACAAAUUAAACAGUGGAGAAAAAACUUGUGGAUUUUUGUCUCUAAGUUUACAGAAUUUGAUGCCAGAAAGCUGCACAAGCUAUAUAAACAUGCAAUCAAAAAACGCCAAGAAUCUCAGCAACACAGCGACCAGAAUAUUAGCAGCAAUGUGAAUGCACAUGUAAUUAGAAAUCCAGAUGUUGAAAGACUGAAAGAGAAUACAAACCAUGAUGACAGUAGCAGGGACAGUUAUUCUUCUGAUAGACAUUUGUCACAAUACCAUGAUCAUCAUAAGGACAGGCAUCAGGGGGAUGCAUAUAAGAAAAGUGACUCUAGGAAAAGGUCCUAUUCAGCCUUCAGCAAUGGAAAAGACCACAGAGACUGGGAUCACUAUAAACAAGACAGCAGAUACUAUAGUGAUAGUAAACAUAGAAAACUGGAUGACCACAGGAGCAGAGAUCACAGGUCAAACCUGGAAGGAAGUUUAAAAGACAGUCGGCCUCAUUCAGAUCACCGUUCCCAUUCAGACCACAGGAUCACAGACCACCGUUCCACUUCAGAGUACAGCCGUCAUAAAUCUUCCAGAGAUUAUAGGUACAACUCAGACUGGCAAAUGGACCACAGAGCUUCUGGUAGUGGCCCAAGGUCACCAUUAGAUCAGAGGUCUCCUUAUGGUUCAAGAUCUCCUUUAGGACACAGAUCUCCAUUUGAACACUCAUCAGAUCACAAAAGUACACCUGAACAUACAUGGAGUAGCCGGAAAACAUAA
Molecule: messenger RNA, 2017 nt
Organism: Nipponia nippon (crested ibis)
Lineage: Eukaryota; Metazoa; Chordata; Aves; Pelecaniformes; Threskiornithidae
Source: RefSeq, a predicted model, not a curated record